Molecule: messenger RNA, 1674 nt
Organism: Choloepus didactylus (southern two-toed sloth)
Lineage: Eukaryota; Metazoa; Chordata; Mammalia; Pilosa; Megalonychidae
Product: basic proline-rich protein-like
Exons: 4
Coding region: 1-1674 (557 amino acids)
Source: RefSeq, a predicted model, not a curated record
AUGCCCCCCAGGAACCUCAGCCCCCUGUGCCCACCAACCCUGGGAACCUCAGCCCCCUACGCCCAGCCCCCAACAACCUACAGCCCCCUGCACCCAACUGCCACCCCCAGGAACCUCGGGCCCUUGCACCCACCCCCAACAACCUACAGCCCCCUGUGCCCACCUCCCACCCCCCAGGAAUCUCAGUUCCCUGCACCCACCACCUCCAGUGAGCCCCACUGGUGCCACGUUGCACAGCCACUGACACCCACCUCCACAGCCCUGGCCCAAGCUCCCAGCUUCUCGCACCUGGACAGGCGCAACGGCCCCUCCCGCCUGCACGUCGUCCAAGGGCCCCUCCCUGCCAGCUCCUCCCACUCCUGUAUCCUGCUUCCUGGCAACGCCAGACGAUGGACGACUGGCCCCUUGAGAGGACGCGCAGGCCCGCACCCGGCGCAGAAGGCGCUCGGGUACCGCGUGCCCCUGGCCCAGGUGCAGACACCCCAGUUCUCUAGGGUGGGCGGAGGCUGCCUCUGGCGUCAGACCUGUCCCGGGAGCUCCAGUUAUGUGUGUCCAGCUCCUCCCAUCCUCGGGGCACUUGCCGCACCUUGCCGGCCCCGGGGUACGAGGACCCUGCUGUCCCAGGGCCCACGGCACAGCCUCUCCAUGGCAACCCCCAGGCCAGGCGGGGAGGCCCUAAAAGGCGGCCUCACCUCGCGCCAAAAGGUGUCCGGCUGGGACCCGAAGGGGCAGGGCAGGGCCCCUCCAGCACGGGGUCUAGACCCUGCGGUGGGCUGGCCCAGGACGCCGGGUAUCUCCACCCGCUGGCUCCCCCUUCUCCCCACGUCCCCCCAGCCUUGGCCCAAGGAAUCCGGACCUGAGACUCGAGGACCAGACUCCAGACCUCAGCCCCCUCACCUGCGCCGGCCCCGCAGGCCCCGAGCCCCCUCACCUGCGCGGACCCCGCAGGCCCCGAGCCCCCCCCACCUGCGCGGACCCCGCAGGCCCCGAGCCCCCCUCACCUGCGCCGGCCCCGCAGGCCCCGAGCCCCCCUCACCUGCGCCGGCCCCGCAGGCCCCGAGCCCCCCUCACCUGCGCGGACCCCGCAGGCCCCGAGCCCCCCUCACCUGCGCCGGCCCCGCAGGCCCCGAGCCCCCCUCACCUGCGCGGGCCCCGCAGGCCCCGAGCCCCCCUCACCUGCGCCGGCCCCGCAGGCCCCGAGCCCCCCUCACCUGCGCCGGCCCCGCAGGCCCCGAGCCCCCCCACCUGCGCCGGCCCCGCAGGCCCCGAGCCCCCCGCCCCUGCGCGGACCCCGCAGGCCCCGAGCCCCCCCCACCUGCGCCGGCCCCGCAGGCCCCGAGCCCCCCUCACCUGCGCCGGCCCCGCAGGCCCCGAGCCCCCCACACCAGCGCCGGCCCCGCAGGCCCCCAGCCCCCCCCACCUGUGCCGGCCCCGCAGGCCCCGAGCCCCCUCACCUGCGCCGGCCCCGCAGGCCCCGAGCCCCCCUCACCUGCGCGGGCCCCGGGGCGCCUCGGCGCAGCCGCGAGUGGGGCCUGGAACGUAGGGACGGCCGAGCUGGGAAGCGCCAGGCUCCUGCCUCAGGCCCACGGACCUCACGGACCUCGCGCCGCGGAACUGCCCCCGGCUCCGGGUGACAAUACGGCUGCCCGGGCGAGCGGCGGCGGCGGCAGUUAG